UCUGCUGGGACUGAGGUGGGGGGCUUGGCUGGCGGGGGAGAGGGGGGUCUCUUCGGCCUUCUACCUCCCGCGGCUGGGACUACCCUUCCAGCUACCGGGCACUUCACGGCGUGCGCCCCCGGGGCCUCCCAAACUGUUUCCAAACUGCCCAGACCGGAGGUGGGCGCGUGGAGACUCGGCGAAAGGGCUGGGUUUGGAGGGGGGCGAUUGUGUGUUUGAAUACUUGGAGCUUGGGGAGGCAGACGUCGACCCCAAACGAGUUGCAAUCGAGGUCCGGGAGUGGCGGCGGCCAAUCAGCGCUCGGCUUCCAUUUUGUGAGUUCAACUCGGAGGCUUCCCCGGCUUCGCGUGGAUAUGUUUGCAGACCCCUCGGUCUCUCUUCUCGGGCUGCCGACACGAAGCAGCCGCCUCGCUGGGGCUUCGUGGUGGUGUAUUUCAUAUUGGGGCUCUUUUCGGGGUUUGUAAUUUGGCCGUGGGUAGGUAAUUGGCUGGAGCAGGGCGGCAGGGCGCGGCAGCCAAUCAGCACACGGCUUCUAUAGGGCUUGAGUUAUUAGACGCUGAUCUCAAAACAUCCUUCAUCAGACUCCAAGGAGAGGCCAACAGAUGAGGGGAGCCAUUUUUCUGCAAUGGAAUUAAAUGGCCAAGUGGGUUUUUCCUUUGUUGCAAAUGGGGAAUGCUUUUCCUUUGACUCCACCAUCCAGUUCAGGACGCCUGAAUGUGUUUAACAUUUGCCAAAGGACUCACACUUGGAAGAAUGAAGAAGACCUUUUAAAAAGAUCUGGAUUUUUCCUUAUGACUUGGAAUCCAUCUUUGUCUUGUAUAACUAGGUCAUAGCACACUAUUAAUGUCAGCAGUUAACAGUUUUGAAUUCAAAAAACCUAAGUAAAUGACAUAUUUAAUUUUUUUUCCUCUUUUUUUCUUGGGUGGGUGGGGGGAGAGCUUGGAGCUGUCUUAAUCUGUAUUCUCUUGACUGAACAAUAAAUUUUUAAAUAUAAUUUCCUCUAUUAAACACUUAACCUGGUCAUCUUAUUAACUACUCUUUUUAACAAGGUAAUGUUUUAAAUGUAUAGCUGUAGGAAUAGCGAAAUGGCAGCAACAAAAAGAUUGUGAGCUGUUACUGUUAAAUUUUCUAAAAACCUUUUACAUUGUAAGUACCCAGUCCAUUCUGUCCUUCCUGCCCUGCAGUUUCAUGUUACUGUCGCCUGAGAUGUCCUGAAUUUUCGGAAUCUUCAUCUGCAUGUAUGUCUUUGUCUCUGUCUGAUAGCAGUAAACAGUCCACAGCGAAGCCGCCUUUUUGCCAGCCCAACCCUGGAAAGUUUGCAGUCGUGGAAGGAGCAGAAAAUACCCUGAGUGUAACUUACAAAAAGGUCUUGCCCGGAGCCCGGAGCAAUGUCUCGGUUAUCCCCACAGUAGACAAUCCUCCUCUGGACAACUGGAACAGGCCUAAUUUGACUGACAGCUUUUCCACUAAGCAUUAUGCCCCGUCGGUGUUUGAGAAGUACACGGCUAGUGUGACAGUGGGCAACAAGGAGGUGACCCUGAACCUCUACGACACAGCUGGGCAGGAAGACUACGAUCGGCUGCGGCCCCUGUCCUACCAGAACACACACCUCGUUCUCAUCUGCUAUGACGUCAUGAACCCCACCAGCUAUGACAAUGUCCUCAUCAAGUGGUUCCCUGAAGUGACACAUUUCUGCCGAGGGACCCCCGUGGUUCUCAUCGGCUGCAAGACAGACCUGAGGAAGGACAAGGAGCAGCUGCGGAAGCUCCGGGCAGCCCAGCUGGAGCCCAUCACCUACACACAGGGCCUGAGUGCCUGCGAACAGAUGCGAGCUGCACUCUACCUGGAAUGUUCCGCCAAGUUUCGGGAGAAUGUGGAAGAUGUCUUCAGGGAAGCUGCCAAGGUGGCCCUGAGUGCCCUGAAAAAGGCACAAAGGCAGAAGAAGCGCAGGAUCUGCCUGCUGCUGUGACCCUGGGCAGACAGCCCUGAGCAGAGCUGUCCGGGUUAGGGACCCAGGCCUCAGCUCCUGCUGGGAUUUUAUCCCGCCAGAGCACUGUCAUGCCUGGCAUCUGGGGCUAGACUCUUGGAACAUUCUGGAACUGUCCCCUCUGGGUUCAUGCUAUGGUUCGAUGGAGAAUGAAGAUGCCAGACCCACCAGUGUCCCUCUCCCCUGGGGCCGGCACUUGUUCCCAGGCCGCAGGAGGGCCCUCACAGCAGCUCUUCUUGCCCCAGCCACGCGUGUUUCCCUUUCCAAACUCAAUUCAUGCUUAAAACUCGGAAAGGCAUGGAGAGUGUGGGCAAGUGUGGUUGUGCACUGCUGCUCACAAGUGUCCCAAGACCACCGUCCUCUGUCACCAUCUCCCUGAGCUCCUGAGAUAGCUCGGUUACAUCCUCCAGCCUCUUCCUCCUUCCCGUCAGGAACCAAGGGCCACAGCCUAUCAAGAGAACAGAGGCAUCAAGCCGGACAUGGGCCGGCACCGGCUGUUCCCGCUGUACCACACUGAAGACUUUUGUCUUAGCCUGAGACACAUGUUCGGGCGAAGAAGAAACAAUCUCUUAAAAGGUCAAAAUAUACUCGGGCCUCCCAUCCGAUCCCUGCCCCAGACUUCGCCUCCAAACCCGCAACUGACUUCCACUGGGGACAUCCGAUGGACAGUGCCUACGCCCCCAUCAGGGACCUCAGGCGAACGGACUCUCUCCUGAGACCACUCCAUCUGUAAAGGGCCAGGACCGGGUCACUUAAGCUCAUCAUCCCACCCUCUUCAGUAUCCGCUUCUACCAGGGUGCGGGCUAGGAAUGGCCUCCCCCGCCUCCUUCCAGAACUGACCUGCAGACCACCAAUGUCUACGACAGCAAGACUCUUGAGCUCUGAAAUUCCUUCCGGAAGGUCUAGAGUCUGCAUUUUCAGAACUUUCGAAGCCAAGUUUCCUAGGUGGUUUGAGUGCCCCCAAGAGGAAGUCAGCAUCUCCCAAGAAGAAACUAUGGCCUAGGCUGGCUCAUCUGUCCUAGUACCUCUUGAUUCAGCCCCCAAAGCCAGGUUGCCAAGGAAAGGGACUUCUGGCCCUCUUCCCCACAAGUGCCCGAAGGCCCUGCUGUCCCCUGCAGAGCUAACCAAGGACCUCUUGGUCUCUCAGAAUCCAAGGCCUUGUAGAUAAAUUAUGAUAUAUGGCAGAGGUCAACAAACCACAGCCUGUGGGCCACACGUGGCCACUGCCUGUUUUGUAAAUAAAGUUUUAUUGAACGAC
Molecule: messenger RNA, 3245 nt
Organism: Myodes glareolus (Bank vole)
Lineage: Eukaryota; Metazoa; Chordata; Mammalia; Rodentia; Cricetidae
Source: RefSeq, a predicted model, not a curated record